AUGGCGUGGCCGUGCAUCACGCGCGCCUGCUGCAUCGCCCGCUUCUGGAACCAGCUAGACAAGGCGGAUAUCGCCGUGCCGCUGGUUUUCACCAAGUACUCGGAGGCCACCGAGCACCCGGGUGCCCCGCCGUCGCACCAGCAGCCGGCGCCCGCGCCCCCCUCGGCGCGCACGGUCGCCAUAGAAACACAGCCGGCCCAGGGCGACGGGGAUGCGGUUGCCCGGGCAACAGGGCCGGCGCCGGGGCCUAGCGGAGAAAGAGAGGCUGGGGCCUCCUCUGGCCGGAGCGGACCCGGCCCAACCUCUGGCUCCGGCUCCACCUCCAGCGCAGGUCCCGCGGACUCGGUGAUGCGGCAGGACUACCGCGCCUGGAAGGUGCAGCGGCCCGAGCCGAGCUGCCGGCCGCGCAGCGAAUACCAGCCUUCGGACGCGCCCUUUGAGCGCGAGACCCAGUACCAGAAGGACUUCCGCGCCUGGCCGCUGCCGCGCCGCGGGGACCACCCGUGGAUCCCCAAGCCCGUGCAGAUCGCCACUUCUUCCCAGGCGGCAGCGCCGGCGCUCCGUGCCCCCCAGCGCCGACCGCAGAGCCAGGAGCGCUGGCCUGUUCCGGCCGCCGAGGCCUCGGAGCAGGAGGCGGCCCCUGGAGGAGCAAGUGUCCUUGCGGCUGGAAAAGCGUCCGGCGCAGAUGAGCGUGACACACGCAAGAAACCUGGGCCCGCCUGGAUGGUGCGGCGCGCCGAGGUGUCGCAGAGCCAGGAGCGCUGGGUAGUGCAGGCCGCUGAAGCCCCGGAGCAGGAGGCGGCUCCUAGCGGAGCAGGCGUCCUUGCGGCUGGAAAAGCGUCCGGUGCAGAUGAGCGCGACACUCGCAAGAAACCCGGGCCCGCCUGGAUGGUGCGGCGCGCCGAGGUGUCGCAGAGCCAGGAGCGCUGGCUGGUGCAGGCCGCCGAGGCCCCGGAGCAGGAGGCGGUUUCUGGCGGAGCAGGUGUCCUUGCGGCUGGAAAAGCGUCCGGUGCAGAUGAGCGCGACACUCGCAAGAAGCCCGGGCCGGCCUGGAUGGUGCGGCGCGCCGAGGCGCUGGGGCAGGAGCAGACGCCGCUGCCCGCGGCCCAGGACCAGGUCCAGGCCACUGGCCCCGAGGCGGGCAGAGGGCGUGCGGUGGCCGACGCGCUCAACAGGCAAAUCCGCGAGGAGGUGGCGAGUGCAGUGAGCAGCUCCUACAGGAAUGAAUUCAGAGCAUGGACGGACAUCAAGCCUGUGAAACCCAUAAAAGCGAAGCCUCAGUACAAGCCCCCAGAUGAUAAGAUGGCUCAUGAGACCAGCUACAGUGCCCAGUUCAAAGGGGAGGCCAAUAAGCCAACCCCAGCUGACAAUAAGGUCAUUGAUCGCAGAAGAAUACGCAGCCUCUACAGCGAGCCAUUCAAGGAACCUCCAAAGGUGGAGAAACCUAGUCUCCAGAGUUCCAAACCAAAAAAGACCUCAGUGAGCCAUAAGCCCCCGAGGAAGGCCAGAGACAAGCAGGGGGCGUCGGGCCGGGCAUCCAAGAAGAAGAGCGCGGAGGGUGCGCGCCCCGCCCCGCCCACCGCCGACAAGGAGCAGAGCGCGGAGAUGAACAAUAAGCUGGCUGAGGCUAAAGAGAGCCAGGUCGAACCCACCAGGGAGUCACCUAAGAAUCAAGAUCCUGUAGCCACAGAGCCAGACAAGGAUCAAGGUCCAGUGGGCCCGGGGCCUCUGAAAGAUCAAGGUCCUGGGAUCCAAGAGCCUUCAAAGGGUCAAGGCCCUGCAGUCCCAGAGCCUCUGAAGGAUCAAGCUCCUGUGGUCCCAGGGCCUCUGAAGGAUCUAGGUCCCAUAGUCCCUGCAUCAAUUAAGGAUCAAGAUCACACGGUCCCUGAGCCUUUAAAGAAAGAAGGUUCUGUGAUCCCAGCACCAGUCAAGGACCAAGAUUCCUUGGCCCCCAUGCCUGUAAAGAAUCAAAGUCCUAUGGUUCCAGCAAGAGUUGAAGAUGAAGGUUCCAUGGUACCAGAGCUUCUGAAGGAUCAAGGCCCCACGGCCUCUGCACCUGUCAAGGACCAAGGCCCUGUGGUCCCAGAACCUGUCAAGGACCAAGGCCCCAUGGUUCCUGAGCCUGUGGAUCAAGGCCCCCUGGUCCCAGCACCUGUCAAGGACCAAGGCCCCACGAUCCCUGAGCCUGUGGAUCAAGGCCCCCUGGUCCCAGCACCUGUCAAAGACCAAGGCCCCACGAUCCCUGAGCCUGUGGAUCAAGGCCCCCUGGUCCCAGCACCUGUCAAGGACCAAGGCCCCACGAUCCCUGAGCCUGUGGAUCAAGGCCCCCUGGUCCCAGCACCUGUCAAGGACCAAGGCCCCAUGAUCCCUGAGCCUGUGGAUCAAGGCCCCCUGGUCCCAGCACCUGUCAAGGACCAAGGCCCCAUGAUCCCUGAGCCUGUGGAUCAAGGCCCCAUGGUCCCAGCACCUGUCAAAGACCAAGGCCCCAUGGUCCUAUCACCUGUCAAGGACAAAGGUCCUAUGGUCCCAGAGCAACUGAAGGAUCCAAGUGCCAUGGUCAUAGAACCUGUGAAGAAGGAAGGUUCUGUGCUCUCUGAAUCUGUAGAGAAACAAGGGUUAGUCGUCCCACAGCCAGUCAAAGAUCAAGGGAGAGGGGUCUCAGAACUUCUGAAGGAUCAUGAUUUUGUGAUUGCAGCGCCUGUCAAGGAUCAAGGCCCUGUGGUCCUGGAGCCUAUCAAGAGUCAAGUUCCUAUAAUCCCGGUGCCUCUGAAAGAUCAAGAUCCUCAGGUGCCACCACCAGCAAAGGACCAAGGUCCUGUGGUUCCUAAGCCUCUGAAGACUCAAGGUCUCAAGAGCCCUCAGCUGCCCACAGUCUCACCACCACCUCCAGUCAUGAUCCCAACUGUUCCCCAUGCAGAAUAUGUCGAUGGUUCCCCUUGA
Messenger RNA from Budorcas taxicolor (takin), 2940 nucleotides. RefSeq names its product microtubule associated protein 6 (gene MAP6). The transcript has 6 exons. Gene Ontology annotation, cellular component: dendrite; Golgi-associated vesicle; axon. Gene Ontology annotation, molecular function: microtubule binding; calmodulin binding. Gene Ontology annotation, biological process: microtubule cytoskeleton organization; regulation of microtubule cytoskeleton organization; dendrite morphogenesis. The coding region runs from base 1 to 2940 and encodes 979 amino acids. Lineage: Eukaryota; Metazoa; Chordata; Mammalia; Artiodactyla; Bovidae. The record is from RefSeq and is a predicted model, not a curated record.